AUGGACCAAAGGGAGAUUCUGCUGCAGAACCUGGAAAGGGCCCGGUGCAAGAAGCUGAACCGGGAAGAGUUUGCAGACGAGUUUUUGAAGCUGAAAAGGCAGUCAACAAAGUACAGAUCAGAUAAAAUCUACCCUACAGCAGCAUCUGAGCAACCAGAGAACAUCAAGAAGAACAGAUACAAGGACAUCUUACCCUUUGAUCACAGCAGAGUGGAGCUGUCCCUGAUUACAUCAGAUGAAGAUUCUCACUACAUCAACGCCAACUUCAUCAAGGGUGUCUAUGGGCCAAGAGCAUACAUUGCAACCCAGGGUCCUCUCCCCACUACUGUCAUUGACUUUUGGAGGAUGAUUUGGGAGUAUGAAGUCCUGGUUGUGGUCAUGGCUUGCAUGGAGUUUGAAAUGGGGAAGAAGAAAUGUGAGCGGUACUGGGCAGAGGCGGGCGGCUCUCCCCUGCAGUGCGGCCCUUUCUCCGUCGCCUGCGAAGCCGAAGAGAAGAAAAAUGAGUAUGUGAUUAGGACUUUAAAGGUGACCCUGAAUGAGGGAAUCCGCACCGUCCACCAGUUCCACUAUACAAACUGGCCAGACCAUGACGUCCCCUCGUCCAUCGACCCCAUCCUGGAGCUCAUCGGCGAGAUUCGCCGCUACCAGCCGGACGACAACAUCCCCAUCUGCAUCCACUGCAGUGCCGGCUGCGGGAGACCCGGAGUCAUCUGUGCCAUCGACUACACCCAGAAGCUGCUGAAGGACGGGAUUGUUCCAGUGAACUUCAGUAUUUUCAGUCUGAUCCAGGAAAUGCGCACACAAAGGCCUUCCAUAGUGCAGACCAAGGAGCAGUAUGAGCUGGUUUAUGAUGUGGUGAUCGAGCUCUUCAAACGGCAGAUUAAAGCACUCGAUGCCCAGGAAGAUGCUGCUGCUUCCCAGGUGCAAACAAGGCAUCCUGCAGCCAAGCCGCUUCGCACGCCGGUGGAAGAUAUUUAUUCUCUGAGAUUACUAACCUGCUCAGAGCAAGAGGAACAGGAUGUGCACCAACGUCUUCCUCCAGAGGUACAAAGCAAAGCGUCCCCGACAUCGUCAUCUGCCAUGGACGUACACGGCAGUUCUGGACAUGGAGUCCCUCCCAUCAGACAGGCCAUCUCCUUUGGCAUUUUGAACUUCCCCAGCUGCAGGAAGGCAGCUGCCGCGGAGAGGUGGGGUGCUGGGGAUGCUCUUCAGAGACACCGCAGUUUGGAGCUCAACAGCAUCUGUCCCGAGGAGCUGCUUCUGCACCUGGAACCGAAGGGAGCGGGUGGGAGAGGGCCUCAUGGCAGACCCCCUCUGGCACGGACCACAUCCACCCCCUUUGUGCUGGCGCAGCAGGGAGAGGGCUGGGAACAGGGCGGAGAGGGCACAGAGCCUGGCUUGGGGCCGCGGUUGCCAAGUGCCGGUCACUCGAGCUUCCAGGUGAAGAAGCAGCACAGACUUUCCCCUGCCGAGCUGAACCCCUCGAGCCGAGAUGCCAACGGCCCCCGGAGCCGCAGCAGCCCCGGGCGAUGCCUUUACCCUCACUGCUGCUCAGCAGAAGACCCCUACUUCUCUUCGCUCUCUCCAGACGACCCCGUAUCCCCGGGCCCCCCGCCGCCCACGCUGGCGUCCCACCACGCUCCCCGGCGAAACGACGAGCGGACUUCCUCCCCCGGUGACCUGUCCCCCUCUCCCCAAUUAGCCACCUUGCCACAGCCAGACGAUGAUGAUCCUCCACCCCUGCCCGAGCGAACCCCCGAGUCCUUUAUUGUGGCCAGUGAAUCCGGACAAUUUCCUCUGGCCACUUCUGAUUUUCAGCUUCCAGCCAGAAAUACAAACAUCGGAACCUCUUUGGAGCGGAGUGGCGAGUCUCACUCAGAGGCGUUUAAUGACUCAGUGGGACUGAGAUCAUGUAAGAAUGUGAAGCUUCGGAGGCCACAAACAGAGACAACCCGGGAUCGCUCUAACUCUCCUCCCCCGCUUCCUGAAAGAACCCCGGAGUCGUUUGUUCUUGCUGAUGCAGCAAGUCUGCAGCCUGUUAUGAGGAAUUCUACAAUGAGUCUCCUGAGCGUGGAGAGCAAUGCUUCUGAAACAUCGUCCAAAGAGCCUACGAAAUGCUUCAGGAGAAGCAAGAGCUUGAAAAUAUUGAAAAAUGUGAGAAAGAGCAUCUGCAGUCCAUCGUCACUGACAAGACCAUCAGAGUCUGCCCCAUCAAACCACUCAAGGUCGUUCUUUAACUUUGGCUUUGGAAAUCGAUUUUCAAAACCUAAAGGACCAAGAAAUCCCCCACCAGCAUGGAAUGUUUAG
This is a messenger RNA of Tauraco erythrolophus (red-crested turaco), 2307 nucleotides long. Lineage: Eukaryota; Metazoa; Chordata; Aves; Musophagiformes; Musophagidae. The record is from RefSeq and is a predicted model, not a curated record.